Diversispora eburnea is the source of this 441-nucleotide messenger RNA. The record is from the annotation of a GenBank genome assembly. NCBI's taxonomy places the organism in Eukaryota, Fungi, Glomeromycota, Glomeromycetes, Diversisporales, Diversisporaceae.
AUGGAAGAAAAAACCGCUGAAAUUUCUCUUGCUGAUCUUCCUCAAUAUGAAAAAGCGCCUAAUAAAAUUAUCCCGUCUCAACAAUUAUUUUCGGUAGAAUAUCCGGGAUAUGUAAAGAAUAUGGAUAAAAUUUUACAAACACUGGGCGGAAGAAAAGGUUUAAAAAAGGCGGUAAACGAGGAUCUCAUGGAACUUCGAUUUAGACCUGGGGAUCCAUUCUGUCAUCCUAUAAAUGGAGAUGUCAUUCCAACUUCAAACCUUUUAUUAAAGGUAUCGUGGAAACGUAAGAAAAUCAAAAAACGCGUCUCAAAACGUUUGGUUGAAGAAGAAGAUAAUAAUCAAAGUGAUGACAGGAAUAUCAAAGAUUUAGAUUUUCAAGUAAUUGGAAUUAUUAGUAAAACGUGUCGAUUUCGAGGUAAAUUAAAAAUUUAUUUAUUAUAA